Zootoca vivipara (common lizard) is the source of this 2899-nucleotide messenger RNA. RefSeq names its product SEC61 translocon subunit alpha 1 (gene SEC61A1). The record is from RefSeq and is a predicted model, not a curated record. NCBI's taxonomy places the organism in Eukaryota, Metazoa, Chordata, Lepidosauria, Squamata, Lacertidae. Gene Ontology annotation, cellular component: membrane. Gene Ontology annotation, biological process: protein transport.
GUGGCAGGAAGCGGAAGGAGGCCGGGAAGGCUCAAGUAACUGACGUGUCUCUCCGAGAAAGGAGCCUGGAGUCUGCGCUUCUGCUUGGUCCUUCCCUUUUCCGCGUCGAGAGCGCCCAAGAUGGGGAUUAAAUUUCUUGAAGUAAUCAAGCCCUUCUGUGUUAUCUUACCUGAGAUCCAAAAGCCAGAAAGAAAGAUCCAGUUUAAAGAAAAAGUACUAUGGACAGCUAUUACCCUCUUCAUAUUUUUGGUUUGUUGCCAGAUUCCCCUGUUUGGAAUUAUGUCAUCAGACUCAGCAGAUCCAUUCUAUUGGAUGAGAGUAAUUUUGGCUUCAAACAGAGGCACACUGAUGGAGCUGGGCAUUUCUCCCAUUGUCACCUCUGGUCUCAUCAUGCAGUUGCUGGCUGGUGCCAAAAUAAUUGAAGUUGGGGAUACGCCAAAAGACAGAGCUCUGUUCAAUGGGGCACAGAAAUUGUUCGGCAUGAUUAUCACCAUUGGCCAAUCUAUCGUUUAUGUAAUGACGGGGAUGUAUGGAGACCCAUCAGAGAUGGGAGCUGGAAUCUGUCUGCUGAUUACCAUUCAGCUCUUUGUGGCUGGAUUGAUCGUUCUUCUCUUGGAUGAACUUCUGCAAAAGGGGUAUGGUCUUGGUUCUGGCAUUUCCCUCUUCAUUGCCACUAACAUCUGUGAGACUAUUGUCUGGAAGGCAUUCAGCCCAACCACAGUAAACACCGGCCGAGGCAUGGAAUUUGAAGGAGCCAUCAUUGCCCUGUUCCAUCUGCUGGCUACUCGCACAGAUAAAGUCAGAGCUCUCAGGGAAGCCUUUUACCGUCAGAACCUCCCCAACCUUAUGAACCUGAUUGCCACCAUAUUCGUCUUUGCUGUUGUCAUCUACUUCCAGGGUUUCAGAGUGGAUCUCCCUAUAAAAUCUGCCCGCUACCGUGGCCAGUAUAACACUUACCCAAUCAAACUCUUCUAUACCUCCAAUAUUCCCAUCAUCCUUCAAUCUGCGCUGGUGUCCAAUUUAUAUGUGAUCUCCCAGAUGCUCUCCGCUCGUUUCAGUGGCAACUUACUUGUCAGCCUGCUGGGCACUUGGUCUGAUACUUCGUCUGGUGGUCCCGCCCGUUCAUACCCCGUCGGUGGUCUCUGUUAUUACCUGUCGCCUCCGGAGUCAUUUACUUCUGUUCUGGAAGAUCCUGUCCAUGCAGUUGUUUACAUUGUGUUCAUGUUGGGUUCCUGUGCUUUCUUUUCUAAAACUUGGAUUGAAGUGUCUGGCUCUUCUGCCAAAGAUGUUGCUAAACAACUGAAAGAGCAGCAGAUGGUUAUGAGGGGUCAUAGAGAAACCUCUAUGGUUCAUGAACUCAACAGAUACAUUCCUACAGCAGCUGCAUUUGGUGGCCUCUGCAUUGGUGCUCUCUCUGUGUUGGCAGACUUCCUUGGGGCAAUUGGAUCAGGCACAGGAAUCUUGUUGGCUGUUACUAUCAUUUACCAAUACUUUGAAAUCUUUGUAAAGGAGCAGAGCGAAGUUGGCAGCAUGGGAGCGCUUCUCUUCUAAGUGCAUUGUCCCAUGGACCCUUGGGGCGUAUGAAGAGUGUUCUAGGAUUUUUUUAAAAAAUCAGGUGAAAAAGAUUAACAGCGGCAUAGUAACAUGGGCACACUGCAUUAAUAGGAACAGUUAUUUUAAUGUUUUCCAAAGCACAUUCCUUUGGUUCAGACUUUGUUAAUAUUCAGUUAAUGUUUUAUAAAUUGCUGGAAAAUGUGCAAAAAAAAACUUUUUAGAAAAGAAGGGUUUUUUGUUAAUUAUUGCUGGAAGCAACUUCUAAAAUCUGGUUUAGUUUUGGUUAUUUACUCUUCUCUGCCUCUCCCUCUCCCCUGGUCCUAUCCCAGGAUUUCUCAAGCUUUUCCAACUGCAGUUUAAAGUGGGACAAUAGAGUGCAGUGGACCUUAUCCUAUCCAUGUGGAACAUCCCCUUCCCCUACUCCCCAUGCACUCCCAAAAUUGGGUCCAGGAGGACUGCUGGGGGAAGGGGAAGUCAUGUCUGCCUGUGUGGUGCUGGAUCUCUCCCUAUCUCUUUGGUAGCGAGAGAGAUAUUUCCCACCCAUCAUCCCAGUACCUAUCUAUUACUUUGUCCUGAGUACAUUUCUUCACUCUUCCUCCAGGGUACUACAAAUUUUGGGACUGCCAGAUAUCUCGUCAGGUACUCUGGUUCUUGUGCUUCAGUGCAGACUGUUGGCUUCUGACUGUUGCCUCACUUUUGCAGGUGAUAUGUUCUUUCUGUCAGUAGAAAACUCAGAUCAUGGGAAGAAAUAAUCAUGCCUCAGAAUUGUACAUUGAACAAACACAGACCUUGUACGAGUAAUUCCACACAGAAAGCCUGACAUUUCCAAGAUGGAUGUUGUCUGUAUUCUUAUAUCCUGAGAAGAACAGUGUGGUACAGUAUUCCUCCUGGAAGUUACCAAACUCUUAAAAGUUCUUAUCUGCCAUCACGUUAAAGUAAGUUCUGUCCUAGCAGCUAUGAGUGCUACAGUCAUCCUGCUUGCUGAAGAAUACACAGAAGCUGCUGCUCAUUAAACUUGCAUAUCGCUCCAGAACAUUUUUUUUACCAACUUUUUCUGGAACACUGACUUCAAAUCAUGCACGUUGAUGCCAGCCUUAGAAAUACCUUCCCUAUCUCUCAUGAACCUAGCUGGAGAGCAGUGAUGGCAUUUCUCUGGAGGCCUAAUGGCUUUUGCUUAUUUCCAGGACAACUCCUACCAAAUAGGAGAAGUAGCCAUAAAGUCUUUAAGGAGUUUUGCCCCAUCUUUAAAAUUCCUUAAAAACUCAACUUCUGUUAGGAUAUAUUGGUGGUUGUAAGGUGUUUUGUGUGUAUUGUAUAGGACCAAAUAAAAACACUUGGUAUAAAA